Messenger RNA from Pyrus x bretschneideri (Chinese white pear), 1175 nucleotides. RefSeq names its product GDSL esterase/lipase CPRD49. The transcript is spliced from 6 exons. Gene Ontology annotation, molecular function: hydrolase activity, acting on ester bonds. Lineage: Eukaryota; Viridiplantae; Streptophyta; Magnoliopsida; Rosales; Rosaceae. The record is from RefSeq and is a predicted model, not a curated record. The coding region runs from base 144 to 932 and encodes 262 amino acids.
AAAAUAUGUUUGUAAAAGCUACCGACCUCGGGCAUAACGUUGUAGUGUUUGCAGCAAAGAAGGUAUCCAGGUCAGAGAGAACUACAGAGAGCUAGCGGGAGACACUGUUCUAGAGAGAGAGAGAGAGAGAGAGAGAGAGGGAGAUGGUUGGACCAGAAAGACCUCAGUUUGUGAUAUUUGGUUCGUCCAUCGUCCAGUUCAGUUACAGCCAUGGAGGAUGGGGUGCCGUUCUCGCUGACCUAUAUGCUCGUAAGGCGGACGUACUGCUGCGAGGAUAUGCUGGUUGGAACUCGAGGCGUGCUCUGCAGGUUUUGGAGCAAGUUUUUCCUAAGGAUGCUACAACUCAGCCAUCUUUGGUGAUAGUUUAUUUCGGUGGUAAUGAUUCAAUGCAUCCUCAUCCGUCGGGCCUAGGCGCUCAUGUACCACUUAAUGAAUAUGUAGAAAAUAUGCGGAAGAUUGCUAAACAUUUAAAGAGCCUUUCAGAAAAAACUCGGGUCAUCUUUCUUACUGCUCCUCCUGUCAACGAGGAACAAAUACGUGAAAACUUGAGUGAUCAAACUUCGCCGCAGAAGCGAACUAACGAGUCCUGCAAAAUAUAUUCGGAUGCUUGUUUAGAGGUGUGCCAGGAGUUUGAUGUCAAAGGUGUUGAUUUGUGGACUUCAAUUCAGAAAAUAAAAGACUGGUCUACUACUUGCUUUAGGGAUGGAAUCCAUUUUUCAUCCGAAGGGAGCAAGAUUGUGGCGGAGGAGAUACUGAAGGUUCUUAGGGAAGCAGACUGGGAGCCCUGCCUACACUGGAAGUCGUUGCCAACAGAAUUUUUGGAGGAUUCACCUUAUGACCCGCCCAGUGCUGAUGGAACCACAACCGUGAACAUUGCUGAGCAGAGCGCUGCGGCAAGUCCCAUGAAGUGGGGGCUAAGCAAUGAGAUUUAAGAUAUAUGAUUAGCAGAAACCUAGCUGAAUCAUAUAGCUGAAGGCAAGGGAUGUAUUAAGCCUGUUACUUUGCAGAAUUGAUAAUAAUUGACGACUCGUAUGUAGAUCCAAUAGUAGAGAGCAUUCGAGUUCAAGGCAAGAGUUCAACUCUCGCGCCUUCGGCCUAAGGCCUCCUUUGUACCAAAAGGAGAAUUGUAACUGAAUAAUCUGAUUUAUUCAUGAUACUAAAAGAUUUUACUCGGA